Microbotryum saponariae is the source of this 231-nucleotide messenger RNA. The record is from the annotation of a GenBank genome assembly. Lineage: Eukaryota; Fungi; Basidiomycota; Microbotryomycetes; Microbotryales; Microbotryaceae.
AUGCCGCCGCACUUGACUUACCCUCGUCAGGGGGUCCAAUCUAUGUUCGCGCAUCGAACGGCGUGGAGAGAGCUGGGUUUGCGAUCGACUCGAAACAUGCACGAUGAGUACCGCCAAGGCAUCAAAAACGUUGCGCAGACAUCAGUCCGACAGGAAGUGGCGCACCGCCGAAUCAGUGUAAACCCACGCUGGAUCGCCCGCUACGGCAACGACAGGCAAGUUACACUUUGA